This is a messenger RNA of Coffea arabica (coffee), 1074 nucleotides long. The record is from RefSeq and is a predicted model, not a curated record. Lineage: Eukaryota; Viridiplantae; Streptophyta; Magnoliopsida; Gentianales; Rubiaceae.
AUGCACAGCGAGCGAAGGCCUGUGGAGUUUGUACAAGUAUGGACCAUCCCACAGAUGUAUGCCCCAUUUUACAAGAAGAUGGAUCUAAACACGAAAACACGGCUGCAGAAUUCAUUUGUUAAUCGUCCUCUAGGAUUUCAACAACCAUGGCAAGCAAAGCCUCAGCUUUCGUCUACAGAUUCAGGAGACUCUUUGCCAGAUAUUGUCAAGAAUCUGGUCACGAAUACUGCUCAAUUUCAAAAGAAAACUAGAGCGGGUUUGUUGGAAUCUAGAUCGGGUAUUAAAAAUCUGGAGACUCAAAUAAGUCACAUGUCAACUGCAAUUAAUAGUCUGGAGUCUCACGUUUUUAGAAAAUUGCUAUCACAACUUGAGACAAAUCCCAAGAAUGUAAGUGCCAUGACACUGAGAAGUGGCAAGGAAGUGGAUGGGUCUAAGUUGACAAAUCCAAAAAGCAAAAGCGAGAAAGAGAUAGAAAAAGAGAUUGAAGAAGAAGGGCGCAUUCGCGAAAACUCUAAGGUAACAUUUACUCCUUUACCUCAUAUUAAAUCUAAUUUACUUCCUUUUCCUUGCAAGUUGGAAAAGACAAAGAAGGCAGAGAAGGAAAAAGAAAUUCUGGAUGUGUUCCGGAAAGUGGAGAUCAAUAUUCCCUUGUUGGAUGCCAUUAAACAGAUAUCAAAAUACGCAAAAUUUUUGAAGGAUCUGUGCACCCACAAGAGGAAGCUAAGGGGUGACGAAAGAGUGGCGGUGGGAGAAAAUGUGUCGGUUAUAUUUCAAAGGAAACUCCCACCAAAGUUUGCAGACCCAAAUAUUCCAGCAGCAGCCACCAAAUUGAAAGACCCGAAUUUUGGAGUAACCUCAGGAGUAGAAGCACCACAAGAAAAUUUCGGGUCAAAACUGAAAGUUAAGCAAUUAGAAUUGUUUGAGCAGCAAGAUUUGAUGAAGAUGGAUUCGCACUUGUCUAGAGCACUUGGGCAGAUUCUCCUCCUCUUGGCCUCCCGUACAUGUUCUUGGUCUUCUGGGUCUUUUUCUCCUGCCUCAUAUCCGCCGUCUGUGGUGGUCGGAGGCGGUGGAUGA